Messenger RNA from Podarcis muralis (Common wall lizard), 2206 nucleotides. RefSeq lists its product as uncharacterized. Gene Ontology annotation, molecular function: growth factor activity. NCBI's taxonomy places the organism in Eukaryota, Metazoa, Chordata, Lepidosauria, Squamata, Lacertidae. The record is from RefSeq and is a predicted model, not a curated record.
GGCCAGGCUAGGCUACCCUGCACCCCCGCUGUUCUCUCCCCCCUGGCUUUGCCCGCCUGGCUUGGCGUGGCACCCUCCUGGCGUGCGCCAUGUUCCACCUGGUGCUUGUGAGUGGGUUGCUGACAGGGAUGUCGUCGUGGGGGUCCUUCGCCCUCCUCCGGGAGUCCAGCCUUGAUGAAGAACAGCCGCUCGAGUCGUCUGUCGUUACCCUCAAUGAGAGCUGCAGGGAGCGGGCCCUCCAGGAAGUGGGCUCUGCCACGCUCCGGUUGCUCCGGUUGGACAGCCCCCCCAGGAUCGCAGCUGGCACAAGGAGGCAGGCGCAUGAAGCUUGGGAAAUGAUGGAACUGCCGGAUCUGUCCAGUGGGGGGCAGCAUUUCAAUCUUUCGUCCAAUGAGACACUGCUGGUCCGAAGAGAAAGCUGCACCCAAAUUUCCCACCAUGUCACGUUGGAAGAUCUUGGCUGGCAAAGCUGGGUGCUGCACCCGGUGUCCUUCGUCUUCACCCAGUGCCUCGGGUGCCGCUGCCGACGAAAGGACAAGGCCCCUCCGCUGGCCCUUUGGAUUCAAGACUGCGGACUUGAGCAGCCGAGCCGUCGGCCAGAUGGGCAAGCCAAGCAGAGACACUGCUGCCAGACCCGCCGGGCACCGAUGCCCUUCGUGUUCCUCAAAGAGGACGGCUCGUUGGUCAUUCGAGCAAUCCGCCUGGAACGAGACUGCCACUGCCGCCCCUGAGGCUUUGCCCCCAUCCUGGCUGGCGUGGAAGGCGCCCCACGCCGAGGGGGACGGGAAUUUGUAACGGAGGACUGCUGGAGCAUCAACAGAGGACGCCCCCAAUUGGCAGUUGUCAGUGUUGGGGCAGAGCAGUGGAAGAACCUUUCUCCCACAAGGGACAUUAAUGGGGUGAGAAGGGAGUCCGUUUCUCUUCAUGCUUGGUUGCUACAGAGGAAUCCUCUGAUCCAAAUGGAAUCGGAGAAUACUAUCCCCUUCACAAGUUGCUGGGACUUCAACUUUCCAUUAUCCCUCACUGCUGGCCAUGCUGUCCAGAGAUGAUGGGAUUUGGAGUCCCAACAAUUUCUGGAGGGCCACCGGUUCCUCAUCCUGGAAACAAAAGAUAACCUUCAACUGAUUUUGCUGUUGAAGGUCACCAAAGAAUUGUGAUAUAUAUAUAUAUACACCAUUACAAAACUACAACCCAAAGGCAGCGUCUCUGGGGGAUAAGUUACUUCAUCACCGAGUGAAGUUUGUACCUCCGUAGCUCAUGAAAGGACCUCCAUGGUGGUGGCUCCCUGGCAUUGGAAUGACUUCCUUCUUGAGAUCCAGCUAGUGUUUGGGCACCAGCUGAAAACUUACCUCUUUAGCCAGGCUUUUUAUGACAUGGGUUCUUGAUGUAUUAAGCCACUGACUUUUGUAGUAAGGAGGGUAAGUUGUCAUACUGCUUGAUUUCAUAUUAAUAUUUGUUUGUUUACUGGAAUUGUUGUACUGUUAAGUUUCAUUUUAUAUUUGAUAUACCCUGAUUCAGGAUCGUUUGCGUGUUGAAGGACAGGGUGAAAAUGAAUCUCUUUUGAGUUGUACCUUACAAUGAGCUUGCCCGUCUCUUCCCGUUAUUUGGCCCUUGCAGGUCCUAUGGCUUCCCUAGUCUGGUGCCCUUUCAGAUGUUUUGGACUACAAUUCCCAUCAGCUCAAACCAACACAGCCAGUGCAGGGAGUUGUAGUCCCACAGCAUCCGAUAGGAAAGGGCUGCCCUUAACACUACAACUAGAUCUGCAUACAAGUACCAUCUCCAUGCCAUCGGAAACAUCUUCUGUUGGUUUUUGCAGAUCAAGCUGCUGAUAAAUGCACAGGAGCAGGUCAGGCUGUUUUUCUUUUUGAUAAGUUGGCAACCCUGUCAUAUAAGCAUGGUUGACACCCAUAGAAUAGAAUGUUAACGUUGGAAGGGGCCUCAAAAAAGUCAUUUAGUUCAAUAAGAAGAAUGAGAUUGACAGCAGUUAGAAAAACUCAUCCCUGGUAUGUGAGUGAAGGAAACUCCUCUGAGUUGUGACAGUUAAAACAGGCAAGGAAUUAAGUUUAAUUUUUCGUUAUGGACAUGGCCACAAAGUCAAUGGCUGCAGUUCUGGCAAGGGCACAGGGUGAAGGGGGCAAAUUUUGUAUCUUAUCCGUAUAAAGAAAUGCAUGCAGAUUUAACACUAAAAAUGUAUUGACUAUUUUAA